This is a messenger RNA of Triticum turgidum subsp. durum (durum wheat), 1239 nucleotides long. Lineage: Eukaryota; Viridiplantae; Streptophyta; Magnoliopsida; Poales; Poaceae. The record is from the annotation of a GenBank genome assembly.
AUGGUGAUUGGGAUGCCAGCGCUGUCCCCUACAAUGAAUCAAGGUAACAUCACAAAAUGGAGAAAACAGGAAGGCGAUAAGAUAGAGGUUGGUGAUGUGAUCUGUGAGAUAGAAACUGACAAAGCCACGCUUGAAUUUGAAACUCUUGAAGAGGGGUAUCUGGCCAAGAUUUUAGUACCUGAAGGUUCAAAGGAUGUUCAGGUUGGACAACCCAUUUAUGUCACGGUCGAAGAAUCCGAUGAUAUUGAAAAGAUACCUGCUGAUACCUCCUUUGGAGGUGACCAUAAGGAGGAUGAGUCAAGUGGAAGUGCAGCACAAACUGUCGAAGUUGAUGCAGCUGAACAAAGCCCAGUAAUGAGCCGCAUCAGCCCUGCAGCUAAGAUGCUGAUCAAAGAACAUGGUCUUAAUGCCUCUUUGCUGAAGGCAUCAGGUCCCCGUGGCACCCUUCUGAAAGGUGAUGUUUUGGCUGCGUUGAAGUCAGGCACUGCUUUAAGUUCAGCCAAAGAAAAGACAGCUCCAGCUGCACCUUCGCCCCAACCAGCUCGUGAUUCCCAAGUUCACUCUCAGACAACUUCACCAAAGAGCGACACAUUUGAAGAUAUAACGAAUACUCAGAUACGCAAGGUGAUUGCAAAAAGGUUGCUUGAAUCCAAACAGACUACUCCACAUUUGUACCUAUCCAAAGAUGUUAUACUGGAUCCCUUACUCGCAUUCAGGAAUGAACUCAAAGAUCAACACGGUGUUAAAGUUUCAGUAAAUGAUAUUGUCAUAAAAGCUGUGGCACUUGCCUUAAGGAACGUCCCUGAAGCAAAUGCUUACUGGGACAAUUCGAAGGAAGAAGCCCAGAAGUGUGAUUCAGUGGAUAUAUCUAUUGCUGUUGCUACAGAGAAGGGCCUGAUGACUCCUAUAAUAAGAAACGCGGAUCAAAAGACUAUAUCAGCAAUAUCUUCAGAGGCUGGCAUUCUCGCUGUUGGUCGGGGUAACAAGGUUGUGGUGCCUGUGAUGGACAAUGACGGAACAGAGAAGGCUGCUGUAGUAACAAAGAUGAUGCUGACACUGUCUGCUGAUCAUCGUAUAUUUGAUGGGCAAGUAGGAGGUAUUGAUCGUCUUAGCCCUGUAAUUUCACCUGUCUGCUCUCGUGUCAUUUACAUUCUUCCUUGUAUGUCACAUUGUGGAACAGGCAAGUUUUUCACGGAGCUGGCAUUGAACUUCAGCGACAUCAGGAGGCUGCUUUUGUAA